UAUUUCUGUCCAGAGAAGCAAAUAACACCUGGGGAGGGAAGACGACUACAUGUUCCAUCACCCACUUCAGUUCAUCUUUCAGUCAGCAGGGGACAGGGACAGCAAGUGGUCUGUUCACUACACUACCCAGAAGCCUCAGCAGGGUCUGGUCUUCAUCCCUGGAAAAAGAAGAUCUGGCAGCGCUGAUGACCUGCAAGCGUGUAACGGGCUGACUCAGCAUGGCUACAGCGGACCCACCAGCUCUCACCUCCAUCAGCCGAGCCCCGCCUCCCCUCUGUCCUCCUCUGGCCUGGACCAAUCAGAGGGCAGCACACGCAGAGGGUGGAAGGACAAAAGCCGGAAGAUGUCGUCAGCCUCCUCAGACGAAGAGGAGAGGUUCAUCUUGAACAACACACGACCUCUGACCCCGCUUGUCCUGAACCCUGUCCAUCUCACCUCUUGUUGGGACGUCUUUGCCCCCGCAUAUGAGCCAACAAUUGACGUGGAGAUGGAGCUGACCCCUCGGCUUCCGACACCGGAGGAGAGGAUGAGGCAGCAGGCCGAGGCAGUUCCAGCUGAUAUAGUCCCUAUCGAUAUAACAGGUGGGAGUUUUGAUCGUCAGGCCAGUUUUCGGAGAACAGUUUCCAGUGCCGACUCGUUAUCCAGGCGACCCCGCAACCUGAGCCGCCGCAAGACAGUUACUGGGAUACCUGAUAAUGUCAGCCGGAAGCUGGGUAUAAGCUCCACCCAUUCGUCUGUCUCUCCAGACUCUCCUUUGGUCUCUUUGGUUCUCCCCGGCCAGUUCUCCACCGUGGGUCGACCUACCUCCUCCUCCUCCACCCACCAACAGAAGAACACAGAGGAGGUCUUGGAGAAGAAGGAGAUGGGAGAAAUCCAAAAGGAGGGGAAGUCAUCAGUGCGGAGGAUCCGAGCCCCAAGAGGAGAGGGGAUGUCCAGUCUCAUGGCCUCCCUUACCUCCUCCUCCCCACAUGCCGACUCCUGUCACGACCACUCCACCUCCUGCUGCUCGUCCUUCCCUGAGGUCCACAGCCUCCCCCGUCUGUCAACCAACUCCUCUCUGAGCUCCGAGGCCAGCUGUAACAGCGUCUCCUACAGGACCCUCAGUGCCUCCUCAUCUUGCUGCCAGUCACAGGAUCUACAGGGUUUCCCCAGUGACCUCCGGCCCCUGCUGCCCUUUGACCCCACUGCCAGAAUCAUCCCACAGUCUCCCAUCUCCUCCUCCUCUUCUGUUCCUUCCUCCCCCGUCGUCUCCUCCCUUCCCAGCACCCCUGGCUGUGCCUUGCAGCCAGAGUGGUCUUAUCCCAGUGACAAGCCCCUGAAGGAGGCUGCCCUUCCCCACAGUUCCCCUUCUUCCUCCCACUACCUCUCCUCUUCCUCCAUCGCAGACUCAGAGUCUCACUUUAGCUGCCAGGUAUUGGAUGACCAACCCACCGCCCAGCAGGACAGCCAAUGCUCAUAUAGCGGUGGGUCCUACAGUGGGGAGAGAUGGAGCUACCAGCCCCUGUCCCCCAGCUCCAGUGUCCACAGCGGCCAGACUGGGAGUGACUGGAACGGCAUCACCCUCAAUCCCCUCCUCUCUUCUGGUCGCUCCUCCCCAACUUACACGGAGAGCAACUCCCUGUGCUCAGAGAAGAUGGCUUCUUCUUCCUCACUGAACUGGCAGAAAAGGAAAUCCAGCACUUCCUCGUCCUGCUCUCACACUAUCACCCGCAGCAUCUCCCUCCGCAAGUCCAAGCGUCCUCCUCCUCCACCGCUACGCUCUGACUCUCUGAGGCGCCGGCCAGGUCGUAAUAAAUCCUCCCGCUCCUCCGCCAGUCCUCGCCAGGAGCGCAGUCCCCGCCUGGAGCGCACCGCCCAGCAGACGCCCACCUCGUCUCCCCAGACCUUCCAUGACCCCUGGGUGCCCCGAAGUAACACCAAGAGACGCCAGAGUGGGUUUACCUGCGGGACAGUCACAACCUUUGAGCCCUUACACCUGGACUGCCAGGCAGCAGCAUCUGCUGACUCCCCUCCUUCCGAGCACCUUCCGCCAAGCCCUGGUCCCUCCCAGACCCGCGCCUUCACCCCUGGCUCUCCAGGUCCAGCUGCGUCUUCCAUGGCUGGACUGCAGCGCCUCGCCUCGCCCUCCAGUGGCUACUCCAGCCAGUCUAACACUCCCAUUCCUGGCACUCCUGUGUCUUCCCCCCUCACUCCGUCCUCCCCUCUCACAGCAAGCCCCGGGGCCUUCUCCCUCCCCCCGACCUCCCCCUUUCCCACUUCAAACUCGUCCACCUUUCCCGUGUCCCAUGCUGUCUCCUCCCUGCCCAGGACGAAGUCUCGUUGUGAAGGGAGACCAAAGCCACCUGUGCCAGAGAGGAAGUCUUCACUCUUCUCCUCCCUCUCCUCCUCGUUUUCCUCCACCUCCUCCCUCUCCUCCUGCACUUCCUCAGACUCUUCUGCCAGGCAUCCUCUUCUCCCUCCUCCACCUCCUCCACCUCCUCUACCAGAAUUCCCCUCUCUUAGACCUCCUCUCUUCUACACCUCCAUUCAUGAGUCUGCUCCUCCUGCUCCUCCUCUUCCACAUUCCUGCCUGCCUGGUCCUUCUUUCACCAAAUUCUCUGCUGCUCCUCCUCCUCCACCUUCAUCUCUUCCUCCACCCCCUCCUCCUCCUCCUCCACCACCUCCUCCUCUCCCACCUUCAUCCCUCCCCACUCCUCCUCCUCUUCCUCCUUCCUCCCGGCCUCCUCCUCCCCCCUACUCCUAUGCUGUCAGGCAGACCUCCCAUCAUGCUCUGAUGUGCACAGUGUCAUCAACCAACUUCCCUCCUCCCCCAAUUUCCCCACCUCUUCCCCCUCCUUCUCCUCUUCCUCCCCCUCCAGAACUCCCAGCCUUGCCAAUCACUGACUUCCCUCCACCUCCACCUCCACCUCCUCCUCCUCCUCCUCUGCCUGCUCUCCCCACAUGCCCUGCCACCUUCCUACCCCCACCAAGUCUUGACAAGUCUCUGCAGCACUGUGUUAAAGUGGCUUCACCCCUCCGCCCCCUUGUCACUGCACAAGCUUUGCAAGGCAUCAAGCUUCGCUCAGUCAAGAACCAGGAAGGCCUGCUUGCUAGCAUCGUGGUGGCUAAUGCUACAUCUGCUGAUGCUACGGUCCACAUCCAAGCUGACACACAGUUAGCUAAUGUUAAUCCUGACGGCCCGGCCCGCACUGAUGUUGCAGCUGGACACGAAUCAGAGCAUGAUCACUUGAACGUAACAAACAGCGAGAUGAGCGCUCCCAAGGACGAGUCAGCUCACGCUAAUCUUCAGAGCCUGCGCGGUAUUGUUCCUGGUUCAGCUAAGCAGAGAGGCUCCUGUCCUCAGGGGACAACUGCUCCAGACAUCCAGUCCAAUGAAAGACAGAGGACGGGUUCAGAUAUGGACGCUGCGCCGGCAAACAAUCAAGUCUUCAGUCCUGACGGUCCCUGGAUGAAACUGUCUGAUGCUACUGACAAAAGCUACAUCAACACAAGUGUUCAAAAUCCUCCUUUACAACAACAACAGCUCAAAGAGACAAUAUUAGCAGAUGCUGAGAAAAGUGACCCUGCAGAGAGACAGGGGAUCACUGUGUGGCACAGAGACAACAUAAGAAAAUUGUCAGAGAGCAAAGACGAAGACACAAAGGACAGGAAUCAUCCAGACGUGUGGAAUCACAGUGGAGCUGAUGGAGAUUCAGCAGCAUGCAGUGACUUUAAACAGAGUGGUGAUUUGCUUCGUUCCCCAGAGAAGCCGGUCCUGCCAAAGAAGCCUGAUCUCUGCAUCCUGAGUCUCAUGACGUCUCCUGAGGCCAGACGAGAACCAGGUGGGUGGAAGAGCGGUGGACAAAUCACAUCGCCUUCUUCUGGGCUCAGCAACCAAUCACAGCUUUCCUCUGAUUCCUCCUGCACAAACUCACACACACAUCUGACCCACGGUACAUUUUCACCAACCUGCACCACUACUGUCAAAUCACUGACACACACGGCUUUACCUGCUCACUCAGUGCACACCACAGACUCACCUGCCAGCUCCCCUCAGAAGCAGAAGCCACCAGUUUUGCACAAGAAGCCAGAUCUGUCGUUGACCUCACCCAGAGCAACCAAACCAGUCUUUGCAUCUAAAAAUACAGAGGUGGCCCCCAGAGGGACCCCUGGGACCUGUGGCACCCUGGAGAUCACUGGCAUUUCACAGACUCAGACCACCACAGGGACCAGUACCCCGGAGACCAUGGCUGUCACGGAGGCCUGGAGAACCAGAUGGACUCCACACACUAUCAGUGGGACCAUGAGAGCCCUGGAGAACUGUGGUACCUCAGGAACACGGGGAAGCUCAGAGACCUCCAACACCUUAAGGAACUCAGGGGAACGUGGAGCUUCAGCCCGAAAAGGUGGCACCCAGACUGGAUCAGCAGACCCGCGUGGCCUCUUUCAUAAGAGGAUGAUGAGGUCACAGUUGGCUGAAGAUGAAGAGGAGGAUGAGACAGAGAAGGUGGAAGACAAAGGGAUAAAGACAGCGAUGAUGAUGAUGGUGACAUCCACCAAAAAGAAAAAAGACAAAGCGAGGAAGAGGAGGAGGAGGAGGCCAGGCAGGGAACUGUUCAUGCUGUCAUCAGCAAUGGAGCCCUCUCCUUCUUCAUCAUCAUCAUCAUCAUCGUCAUCGUCAUCAUCCUCAUCUGGAGAUGAGCAAGAUGUGAUAAAAGAGAGAACAAUGCAGAAGAGUGAGGGAGUGAGGAUGACAAAGGCAUGUGAACAAGAGACAAGUGAUUCUGAGAGCUCCUGCGCUCUGAUUGGUCAGAGCAGGUACUCUCUCAGCAGCGCACUGUCCACUGACAGCCUGCGGGGGGAGCUGUCGCUUCCAGACCUCCUGAUACAGGAACCAGAGGAGGGCGAAGAGGAGGAGAGGACCAAGGAGGAUGCAAAGGAGGUUGGACGGCCUCCAGAUGCUGAUCUGUUCGUCAGCGUCUCUGCAGAUCAGAUGUUCGUCUCCGGUCGACCACGAACCACAGAAGAUCUGUUCGCUGUCAUCCACAGGUCUAAGAGGAAGAUGCUUGGAAGAAGGAAUCCAGAAGGUGAUCGGCAUCUCACCUCAUCUUCCUCCUCCUCCUCCUCGCCCCCAGUGACUCCCACUGACCCCCUUCCCUGCCAGAUGCGACCUGCAGCUCUCAAAAAUCAAAGGUCGGCGAGGAGUGAGAGCUUUAAGGCGCUCUUGCUGAGGAAGGGGAGUCGGUCUGAUUCGUCUCUGCGAAUCUCAGCUGUCGAGCGGCUUCGCAAAGUUGCUUCUCUUACCAUCGCUGCCGACCAUCAGAGUUCGCCGCCGCAGCCACCAGAUCAAACCCGAGUCAAACCCGCAAACCUGUCUCAUACCUUAGAUUCUCGCAGCAUCAGUGCCCACCUGACUCUGGGCAUACCUACGUCUCCCACGUCUCCGUGCAGUCAGAAUUUCUCUGUGAUGUUGGGUUUGAGACAAAGGGAACUGACGCAUAAUCACCUCCUCUUCACCUCCUCUCCCUUCUUCGUUCUCUCCUCCUCCUCAAUGCGACCUCGCUCCCUCACUCCUCCCUGCUCCGGCAGCCGACGCUUUGCCGCUCGCUGCCGCCUCUUCGCUGCCCCUAUGACCGCCAUCUUUGAGGGAGAAGGUGAGGAGGAGGAGGAGGAAGACGACAAGGUUUUUGUUGAGUCACCAGGAACCCUGUUGGGAACCGAAGGAGAACUGAGCCAGAGAUUGGUUGAGAGUUCUUGAUGGACAGGCUAAGUUUAUAGAUGCAGCGAAGUAGAUGUAGAUGGAAGGUGUGAUGCUUCUUCAAAUCACAGGAGAACCUGAUGUGAUGAAGUCCGGCUCCUCUGCAGAUCCUGAUCGGGUUUACAGCUGUCCACCAACCUUCUGGGAACUGGAUUGACCCGGACUGGACUGACUCGCCGCCUCAAGCGCUUAAUUGAAUUAAUUGAACUGAAGCACACAUGGUGACGCUCCAAUAACAAAGGACGUGUCACUAGUAGCCACACUUAACUACAGGAGCCUGAGAAGGACAUGUGUGUAAUUAGUCCUCAUGUUUUUUUCCCUCACCUGUGAAUUAUGAUCUUAAAAAAACAAGCUUGUUGUAAUAAAACAACUUUUACGUUCCCCCAACAUCCCGUUAAAGCUCUCACUGUAAAUUUAAACCUCAGUUUAAAUUCUCUUUAUUUGUCUUUUGCUUUGACAAGAAACUGAUUUAUGAUUUUCCCCUGAACAGCUUGUUUUCUUGAGAUCAAAUGGUAAACGAUAUAAAAUAAUAAUAAUGUUACAUGUAAGCAGUUUCCCAAAGGUUUCAGUAUCUUCAUACCACAGCUGUAAAAAGCCGUAUCAUGCCACACAUGACAAGCCAUCUUUGUAAUGUAACUAUCAUCUCUUUUUCAUGCAUCUCACACAGUGAGAUGGAGUUUAAGGUAAGUAUAGGGAGGUAGCUGCGUGUGCAUCACAGCACACAGACGUCUGUGACAGAAGGUCCGAACUCUUAUCUCUGAACGUUAUAAUUGACCUUUUUCUAUGUUACUCAUCUACACUGACUGACACUAUGGUUAAUAAGGGACGUAGUUUGUCCUCUGCUGUAAAUAAUCCUGUUCCUCUUUCAUUCUUAUCACGUUUUCCUGUUUCUGCAUCCUUUGUCUUCAUGUUGCUGCUUCAGUUCUUUGAGCUUCAGUCUCCAUCUUAACGAGUCACUGAGCCUCAGCUUCAAGCCUCACAGCUGAUUGUCUUUCUCAGAGCAGCAGACAGUUGGACAAAGUAAGAGUCUGAGGGAGGAUGGAGCUUUAUAACAUAAUUAUCUUUGGUGUGUGAACGUGCAAGGUUCAGAUUUACUCUGUUCACCAUUAAAUAUCUGCAGUUUAACUGGAAUUAUGGGAGAGAGUGGCAGAGGGAGGGAGGAUAUAAACUGGAGAAAAUGGAAAAAUGAAAGUUGAAUGGAAAUGUAGUUGUAAACAUUAAUCUGUAAAUACAGGAAAUGGUAUGAAUAUGAGCAGAUGGA
Messenger RNA from Toxotes jaculatrix (banded archerfish), 6998 nucleotides. It is a transcript of the gene nhsl1a, whose product is annotated as NHS-like 1a. The transcript has 9 exons. The record is from RefSeq and is a predicted model, not a curated record. Gene Ontology annotation, biological process: cell differentiation. The coding region runs from base 50 to 5737 and encodes 1895 amino acids. Lineage: Eukaryota; Metazoa; Chordata; Actinopteri; Toxotidae.